This is a messenger RNA of Carlito syrichta (Philippine tarsier), 2616 nucleotides long. It is a transcript of the gene ITIH3, whose product is annotated as inter-alpha-trypsin inhibitor heavy chain 3. The record is from RefSeq and is a predicted model, not a curated record. Gene Ontology annotation, biological process: hyaluronan metabolic process. Gene Ontology annotation, molecular function: serine-type endopeptidase inhibitor activity. Lineage: Eukaryota; Metazoa; Chordata; Mammalia; Primates; Tarsiidae.
AUGGUGUCCAUUUGGUGGCCCUGGCUCAUCUUUGCUCUGCUUUCUGGCAUGGUGGUCUCUGACUUCCUGAAGAGCCCCUUCCAGCUUGAGGUGAAUCUGACCUCUCUUCAUCAUUUAGGCAAACGGAGCCUCCCGGAAGGGGUGACUGAUGGCAUCGAGGUCUACAGUACCCAAAUCAGCUGCAAGGUGACUUCUCGCUUUGCUCACAAUGUUGUCACCACAAGAGCCAUCAACCGUGCAGAUAUGGCCAAGGAGGUUUCCUUUGACGUGGAGCUGCCCAAGACAGCCUUCAUCACCAACUUCACCUUGACCAUCGACAGCAUUACCUACCCUGGAAGUGUCAAGGAAAAGGAAGUUGCCAAGAAGCAGUAUGAAAAGGCUGUGUCCCAGGGCAAGACAGUGGGCUUGAAGAAGCUGGAGAAGUUCACAGUCUCAAUCAAUGUGGCUGCGGGCAGCAGCAUCACCUUUGAGCUCACCUAUGAGGAGCUGCUGAAGAGGCACAAGGGCAAGUUCGAGAUGUACCUCAAGGUCCAGCCCAAGCAGCUGGUCAAAAACUUCAAGAUUGAAGUAGACAUCUUCGAGCCCCAGGACAUCAGCAUGCUGGAUGCAGAGGCCAUGUUUAUCACCAAUGACCUCCUGGAAAGUGCCCUCACCAAGUCCUUCUCAGGAAAAAAGGGCCAUGUAGCCUUCAAGGCCAGUUUAGACCAACAGCGUUCAUGCCCAGCCUGUAUAGACUCCCUCCUCAACGGAGGCUUCACCAUCACCUACAAUGCGAACAGAAUAAUCAAUGGCUACCUUGUGCACUUCUUUGCACCCCAAGGCCUUCCAAUAGUACCCAAGAAUGUGGCCUUUGUGAUUGAUGUCAGUGGUUCCAUGUCUGGUAGGAAAUUAGAGCAGACAAAGGAUGCUCUCAAAAUCCUGGAGGACAUGAAAGAAGAAGACUACCUGAAUUUCAUCCUGUUCAGUGGAGAUGUGACUACUUGGAAAGAGGACCUAGUCCAGGCCACUCCAGAGAACCUCCAGGAGGCCAGGACAUUUGUGAAGAACAUCAAUGACAGAGGAUUGACCAACAUCAAUGAUGGGCUGCUGAGGGGCAUCAGUAUGCUGAACAAGGCUCGGGAGGAGCACAGAGUCCCAGAGAGGAGCAUCAUUGUCAUCAUGCUGACCGACGGAGAUGCCAAUGUUGGUGUGAGCAAUCCUGAAAAAAUCCAAGAGAAUGUGUGGAACGCCAUCAGGGGUACGUUCCCCUUGUAUAAACUGGGCUUUGGCCACAAUCUGAAUUAUAACUUCCUAAAGAGUAUGGUCCUGGAGAAUCAUGAGUUUGCCUGGCACAUUUAUGAGAACUCGGAUGCCAAUUUGCAGUUGCAGGGCUUCUACGAGGAGGUGGCCAACCCACUGCUGACGGGCGUAGUUGGACAUCCUGAGAACGCCAUCCUUGAUCUCACCCAGAACAGUUACCAGCACUUCUACAAUGGUUCUGAUAUUGUGGUGGCCGGGAGCCGGGUGAAUGAGUGCAAGGACGCCUUUAAGGCAGAUGUGAAAGGCCAUGGGGCCAUCCACCUGACCUUCACAGAAGAGGUAGACAUGGAGGAGAUGGAGAAGGCCCUGUAGGAGCGGCAAUACAUUUUUGGGGAUUACAUCGAGCAACUCUGGGCCUACCUAACCAUGGAGUAGCUGCUGGAGAAACACAAGAAAGCCCAUAGUGAAGAGAAAGAGAACCUUACAGCCCAGGCCCUGGACCUGUCCCUCAAGUAUCACUUUGUGACUCCGCUGAGCUCCAUGGUGGUGACCAAGCCUGAGGACAAUGAGGACCAACUGGUCAUUGCUGACAACCCUGGGGAAGGUACAUCUGUGGUACCCUCCAUGGCCUUGAUGAUGAAAAAAGUCCUCAAAAAGAAACGUUCUGCCGAUGUGGAAGAGUCCUCAUACUUCAUCAUCCAAGUUCCGGAGAAAGACGAUGCCCUCUGCUUCAACACUGAUGAAGACUCAGGCACGGUGCUGCACCUCAUUCAGGACCCAGUCACAGGUGGAGGAUUCAGUCUUGGCCUGGGGCCAGGGGGCUCUUCUUGGGAAGACCUGGAGCCCCCCAGAAAGACUUACUUUGGAAAACUGGAUGCCAAUGCUCAGAUGGACUUGCAGAUUGAGGUGACGACGGAGAAGAUCACCCUGUGGAACGGGGCUGCGCAGAGCACUUUCAGAUGGCUGGACACAGUCACAGUCACGCAAGAUGGGCUAUCCGUGAUGAUCAACAGAAAGAAGAACACGAUGGUCUCCUUUGGAGAUGUGGUCACCUUUGUGGUUGUCCUGCACCAGGUUUGGAAGAAACAUGCCAUCCACCAUAACUUUCUAGCCUUCUAUGUGGUGGAGUCAGCACAGAUACAUGGGCUGCUGGGACAAUUCUUCCACCCUUUUGACUUUUAAGUGUCUGCUAUCCACCCAGGCCCUGACCCCACAAAGCCAGAUGCCAAUCGACUGACUGUCACCGGCGGCUCCUAGAGAGACUACAGAAAGGAUGCCAGGGUCAGCACAAAGGUCACCUGCUGGUUUGUCCACAAAAAUGGGGAAGGGCUGAUUGACAGUGUCCACACCGACUACAUUGUCCCCAACCUGUUAUGA